Messenger RNA from Benincasa hispida (wax gourd), 615 nucleotides. The record is from RefSeq and is a predicted model, not a curated record. NCBI's taxonomy places the organism in Eukaryota, Viridiplantae, Streptophyta, Magnoliopsida, Cucurbitales, Cucurbitaceae.
AUGGCCAUCCUUGCUGAGAAAUAUUUUUCUGCUAUAGUUUCUUGCCAAGUCCACAAAUCUGUGUCCGUUAUUAAGAACAAGUUGACAGAAGAGCAGAUGAGAAUGUUUAAAACAACGCCCUUUGGUCCACUGUUGGAUGUAGAUCUUGUAUUUAAUGGGCAACAUUUUCACCAUUUUCUGUUGAGGGAGGUAACAGAUGCGAACUUAGACGUUAUAUCAUUCAACAUACUAGGGAAGAAGGACCUAAAUGAUAAGGAUAGUUCUUGCAAGGAUGUGGAGAAUGCGUUUGAGAAGUCCACUUUUAUAAAUGAUGAAGAUGCCGUCAAGGUUGCAUUGACAUUAUUCAUCAAAAUGGUGAUGAUUGGAAAAGACAAAAAAAUUCAAUUUGAUGUGAAGACAUUUGGGGUUGUUAAUGACCCUGAAGUCUUUAGACAUUAUGACUGGUCAGCCAUCUUUUUCAAACGUACCUUGAAUAGCAUGAAGACUAUCAUGCACGGGAAGAAGGAGGCACAUGAGACAAAGAAAGUAGAAAAUGCUCAUUAUGCCUCAUAUUAUCGUAUAGAGGGGUUUGUACUUGCAUUCGAGCUAUGUUCUUUCAUUUCCAUUUCACUUUAG